Molecule: messenger RNA, 1212 nt
Organism: Spinacia oleracea (spinach)
Lineage: Eukaryota; Viridiplantae; Streptophyta; Magnoliopsida; Caryophyllales; Amaranthaceae
Product: probable serine/threonine-protein kinase WNK9
Exons: 1
Coding region: 1-1212 (403 amino acids)
Biological process (GO): protein phosphorylation
Molecular function (GO): protein kinase activity; ATP binding
Source: RefSeq, a predicted model, not a curated record
AUGUCUUCGAGUAGUGUUUUACAGGUUGCAGAGAGAGACCCGACAAGGCAAUACGUAAGGUACAACGAGAUGUUAGGAAAAGGGCUUCAGAAAAGAGUUUACAAAGGAUUUGAUGAGGUAAAUGGUAUAGAAAUUGCUUGGAGUGUGGUAGUUUUAAAAGACAAAAUAUUAAACUCUGCUUCAAAUCUUUAUCAUAUGAUUGCAGAAGCUAAUAUGAUGAAGUUGUUAGAUCAUAAAAACAUAGUGAAAUGCUAUCAUUUUUGGAUUGAUUAUUCAAACAGUAAAAUUCACUUAAUUACUGAACCUUUUUCUUCAGAGACUUUGAAUCACUACAUCGUAAAACAUGUUCCUGUAAAUCACACAUCAACCAAGAAUUGGUGUAGACAGAUUCUAAACGGGUUGAAUUAUCUUCACACUCAUGAUCCACCCAUUGCUCAUCGUGAUGUUAAGUUAAUGAACAUCUUUGUUGAUGGAGAUUCUGGUACGGUUAAACUUGGUGAUUUUGGUUUCGCAAAGUUGAUUGAAACAGGGAGUAGUUUACAGGGUCGUUAUGGUACAAAACUGUUCAUGGCACCAGAAAUUUACAGAGGAAAUUAUAAUGAGAUGGUUGAUAUACAUUCUUUUGGGAUGUGCGUAAUAUUGAUGGUUACUCGAGUAAUCCCUUACAUAGAAUGCAAAAACAAGGAUGAGUUUUACGCAAAGAUUAAGGGUAGUGUAAAGCAAAACGUACUAAACAAAGUGACAGAUCCACAGAUUAAGGAGUUUCUUGAUAUGUGUCUUGCUCCUGCAUCUGCUAGAUCGUCUGCAAUUGAGCUUUUAAAUCACCCGUUUCUUGCAGUUGUGAGUCAAGUUGAGUCGAGUAUGAGUCAAGUCGAGUUAAGUAUGAGUCAAGUCACGCGUGCUCAGGUGGAUAGAUUACUGCAGCUUAAUCAGAAGUUGAUGAUGUCUGAGGAAUUAUUAGAUUAUAAUCUUGGGAACUUAUUUUCUGAGAACCCUUCUGAUGUUGAAUAUGAUGAUGAUGAUGAGGUGGGUUUGGCAGUGUGUGAUGAUGAACAUGAUCCCAUUCCCACACAUGAGAUAUUGAUUGAGCAAAGUUUUCCGUCACUAUCUUUCUUUGAGUUCAUGGGAGAUGAAGAUGAAUCUGAGGCUGAGAAUAAUGGAAUGCUGAGUUGCUUAGGGAAAUUGCUGUCAUCCGUUUGCAGCAACCUAUAG